This is a messenger RNA of Trichomonas vaginalis G3, 1758 nucleotides long. Its product is annotated as guanylate cyclase protein. Bases 1 to 1758 code for a protein of 585 amino acids. NCBI's taxonomy places the organism in Eukaryota, Parabasalia, Trichomonadida, Trichomonadidae. The transcript has a single exon. The record is from RefSeq and is a predicted model, not a curated record. Gene Ontology annotation, molecular function: guanylate cyclase activity; peptide receptor activity. Gene Ontology annotation, biological process: intracellular signal transduction; receptor guanylyl cyclase signaling pathway; cGMP biosynthetic process.
AUGUAUAUUUCUCAAGGCCAAAUUAUAGAUGAAAACUGCCAACAUGUUGAUAAUUUAAUGACAUUAGGUUCGUUCAUUAAUUUAUUGUUUUUGUUUACUAACGAAAUUUAUUCAACAGUUAUGAAACGUCAAUUUUUAAUAACAAAUAACUUGAAACUCACAAUCACUAACGUUAACAGAGUCAUUGAUAACGUUACUGAUUAUUAUACAGCAUUAAGAUUCGGAUAUGAUUUAGGAAAACCUUUCCCUGACUUUCAAGGAUUAAUGAAGGUUGCAUUGGAAAGAUGUCAUCGUGGAGAAAUGCCAAAGACUUAUUUAGAAACUUUUAAUUGCAUGGAUGGGGAUCAAUUGAUCAAAUAUGCUUCUCAUUUCGUUCACUCUUGUGUUGAUAUUGAUGUUAAUGUUGCUCCUAUUUUCCCUAUCAAUACAAAUAGGUUAGAAGCCGGUAAUAUAUUGUUUGUUUAUAGAUUGAAUGAUGAAGUAUUAUUCAGAGGAACUAAAGCAUCAAGAACAUCUAUCGAUGAUUUAUUACAUUCAAGUUAUCAAGUUUACUUGUCAUCUAUUAUUGUUUUGUUGAUUGUUAUUUCAUUUUUAUAUAUGUUCGUUUUUAUCAUUUGUUCAAAGAUCGAAAAGAAGUUGAAAUUCACUUUGAAGUUGUUACUUUCUAGUGCCAAGACAGCUAUUCAAAACAGUUUUGUCUUGAGUGUUUUGUCAGGACAUUUUGCAAGAUCAAGUGUGGAUUCAAGUAUGAGAGAUGAUGCGUUUUAUGAUAAUUUGGUUGAUAAUUUACCCAAUGUGAUAAUAGUUACUCAAAAUAGCAAAAUAAUAUCAGCUAAUAAAGCUGCAAAUGAAUUGUUUAAUGAUGAUAAACUCGUUGGACAAACAAUUUCCGACUUAUUUUCUUCAUUUUCUCCUGAAUCAGAAGCAAAAAUGAAAAAUUUAUUCGACACAACAGUUAAAACCGCAAUGGUUAAUGUCAGAAACAACAAUAAUACCACUGACAAACAGUACUUACAGAUAACUAGACUAUCACACGUUAAUAAUGAUAAUAUUUCAGUGUUCAGAAUCACAAACAACACUCAGAUUUAUUUGUAUAAUAAAUUGAUUUUGGAAGAAAGAUCAAAAAGUGACAAAUUGCUAUCGUCCAUUCUUCCAUCAUCAUUAGUUCCAAGGGUUCAAUCAGGAGAAACAAAUAUCUCAUUCUCUGUACCAACAUGUGCUGUUUCUUUCAUAGAUAUUGUCGAAUUCACCCCAUGGUGCUCAAGUAAUUCCGCUCAAGUUGUUACCGGAGUUUUGAAUGACAUUUUCUCGAAUUUCGAUGCAAUUGUAAAAGAAUUACAAUACAUGGAAAGAAUUAAAUGCAUUGGAGAUUGUUAUAUGUCAUACUGUGGUGUUUUCAGCGAUGUUCCAAAUGCUUUGACUUUCGCAAGAAAUAUUGUUGAUUUUGGAUUAAGAGCAAUUGAUGCUAUUAAGAAUAUAAAUGAAACGAGAGAAACUAAUCUAAGAGUUAGAGUUGGAAUACACAUUGGUGGACCUGUUGUUGCUGGUGUUAUUGGUGUUGGAAAACCAACAUUUGAGAUCUUUGGUCCUUCAAUUUCUUUCGCUCAACAGAUGGAACAUUCUGGAGUGCCGAUGAGAGUUCAUGUGUCAAGAGCGAUAUAUGAAUUGAUAUAUGGAGGAAAUUACAAGAUAGAAGAAAGAGGAGAAAUUCAAAUCAAGCAAGGAAAAGUUGUAACUUAUCUUGUUGAUAAGAUUUAA